Molecule: messenger RNA, 3500 nt
Organism: Symsagittifera roscoffensis
Lineage: Eukaryota; Metazoa; Xenacoelomorpha; Acoela; Convolutidae
Exons: 2
Coding region: 151-2838 (895 amino acids)
Biological process (GO): DNA integration
Molecular function (GO): nucleic acid binding
Source: RefSeq, a predicted model, not a curated record
GUUAGACGAGUCUCAAAUGCUUCCAGCAUUUUUCAGGGUAAAUCCCUCAACUCGAGUUUGCUCAAAGGGCCCGAUCUUUUGUGCAACUUAACAGGUCUCAUAAUUCGCUUUCGACAAAAUAAAAUAGCAAUAUCUGCUGACAUAGAUGCUAUGUUUAUGCAAGUGCUAGUCAGCCCAAAGGAUAGACCUUUUCUAAGAUACCUUUGGAAAGAAAAUGGUAAAUUAGAAACUCACGAAUAUACACGACACAUUUUCGGUGCCACAGACUCACCAUGCGUGGCUUGCUACGCAGUACGACGAUGUGCAUCAGACAGUAAAAACGACUUUCCUCUGGCUUCUGAAAUCAUUCAACGGAAUAUCUACAUGGAUGAUUUGUAUGUCACUUCGUCAACGGUAGAAGAAGCCCUCCAACAAAUGACACAACUACGAGGAUCUUUAUCUCGAGUCAGCCCUAAUGAUCCAACGCCUAAACAUCAACGAGUUCUCGGUGUUCACUGGAAUACCAACACUGACUGCUACUUCAUCGAUAACAAAAAGUUUGUAAAAAUUCUACGUAUUGGCAUUGCUACGCUACGGAAACUCCUGAAGUAUACCGCUUCUUUAUUUGACCCACUCGGAAUAGUGGCUCCAUUGACAAUUCGGAUUCGAAAAGUUCUCCAAUCUGUUUGGUCACAAGGUGUUAAGUGGGAUACUCCAUUAGACACGGAUAAACUUCCCGAUUUCAAACUUUGGGUAGACGAAAUGGAAAAUUUCGAAACUGUUUCAUUCCAAAGGAACUUCUUUGAUAAAGAAAACCCUGCUUCAAUCCAGCUUCACACGUUUUGUGAUGCAUCAGAAUUCGCUCUCGCUGCUGUUUGCUACCUAAGAAUAGUCUACAGCGACGGCUCCACAUCUUUGAAGUUUAUAAUAGGAAAGACAAGAGUCGCUCCUAUGAAACGUGUUACAAUUCCCAAUCUCGAGUUGCAAGCUGCAGUAUAUGCUGCCCAACUAUCGCUCUUUGUUUCAGAGGAAAUUGACCUCAAAGUUGAAAAAACUUAUUUCUGGUCUGACAGUACUACUGUUUUGUAUUGGCUGCGAACACCUGAAAUACGACACAAAAUUUUCGUCGCUAAUCGGCUUCAGAAAAUUUUAGACGUUUCUAAACCUGAACAGUGGUUUCACGUUCCAACUCUGCUAAAUCCUGCUGACGACGGUACCAGAGGAUACAUUGCUUUAGAAAUGACCUCAAGCUGUCGGUGGCUACUAGGACCGGAAUUUCUGUUGAACGAUUCUUCUCAAUGGCCUUCACAGGAAAACAUUCGGCUUGAGAACAUUCCUGUAUUCGUUACUUCAUUAGAGUCUAAAUUUGAGCCUAUAUUUGACAUCAAACGCUUCAGCAACUGGAAAAGACUAAUACGGACAGUUGCAUACUGCUUCUUAUUCGCAGAAAAUCUCAAACGGAAGAUCAACAAACAGUCGAAGGUCGAUCUUCAACUCUUGCAUCUAACGAAAUCGCACUUUCUCAUAAUUAAAACUGCCCAAAGGACAGAUUUUGUCUCUGAAAUUUCAGACAUCAAAAAAGAAAAACCAAUUGAAGGCAAAAGUAGACUUCGAACAUUAGCACCGUUUGUGGACAACUUCGGUAUCCUGCGUUCUCGUGGACGUCUCACGCGUGCCCCUAUCAUGCUAUCAGCUAGAUAUCCAAUCAUUCUCGCUGGUGAAAACCCCAAUGUUCGCCUGCUGUUAGCUAACAUCCAUGUUCUACAUUCCCACUGCGGAAAGGAACAAGCAAUUGCCAUAGCACAGGAAAACUACUGGAUUCUUCGCUGCCGCGUCGUGCUGAAAAGUAUCAUACACAGUUGUAUACCCUGCAGAAGAAUGCAACAACAAGUCGACUACCCUCAGAUGUCAGAUCUUCCAAUUGAUCGACUGCCAUCAAAAAAUCAUUUUCCUUUUGCAACGACUGGAUUGGACUACGUUGGACCUUUUCCCAUCAUCCUUCAAGGAAAACAAUACCAAGCGUAUAUUUUACUGUUCACAUGCUUAGUGAUCAGAGCUGUGCAUCUUGAAAUCUCAUUAGGACUAUCGACAGACAGCACUCUUCUUUGUAUCAGACGCUUUUUUGCCCGGCGAGGAAAACCAUCGAAAAUGGUUUCUGAUUGUGGGACAAGUUUUGUGGGCUCCAAUUCUGAGCUGAAGAAAUGUCUAGACAACUUGGAAAAGAACAAAGAAUUUGUGGAAAGCAUCAAUCAGCUGGACGUAUCACUCGAAUGGAAAUUCAACCCUCCUGCGGCCCCUCAUUUUGGUGGUUCUUGGGAACGACUAGUUCAGAUAUUUAAACUUUCCCUGUACAAAGUCAUCGGAUCAAGAACACUCUCCUAUGAAACACUGGCUACUUUCACGACCGAAAUUGAAUCAACCAUGAAUUCACGACCUUUAACCAAUGUGUCUGACGACAUCAAAGAUGAUCUGCCUCUCACUCCCAACCAUUUCCUUCUUGGUCGUGGAACUCCAAAUUUACCGCCUGGUAUCUUCAAGGACAAGGAUUUAUCUCUGUCAAAAUCAUGGAAAGCAUCCCAACUACUCGCAGAUCACUUCUGGAAUCGCUUUCUUCGAGAGUACUUACCAGGUCAGCAGAAACGAUCAAAGUGGACUUCUGCGACUUCCAAUUUGCAACCCGACGACAUGGUCUGGAUGUUGGAGGAUUUUACACCUCGUGGACUGUGGCCUCUUGCUAAAGUGGUGGAAACCUUUCCUGGACAAGAUGGAAUAGUCCGCUCAGUGAAGCUGAAAACGCCAACUGGAUUCAAAGUUCGACCUGUGGUCAAAUUGAGCCGCGUUUUCCCAGUUUCGCAGUAACCAAGCUCCAAAUAGCUAACCAACCAAAUAAUCACGCAACUCAGCCUUCAACAUAUCAACUCGACAAAGAUGAACAAAUCUACGACUCGUCAAUUCAACUAAGACAAUCAGCUCAACGAUAGACAAACCAAGAUGAAGAUGAAAAAGAACAAUUUCUGGUUCCCUUAUCUACUGGUUCCCUUAUCUUUGUAUUUUACCGUAUCCUUACUAUUUUAUUCAAUACUUUAUUUGCAAGCUCUGCAAAUGUGGGCGGGUGUUAAUUGUAAACAAUUAAGGUCACCUUUCUCUCAACUUGACUUUUGACAUUACAGCCAAGCUGACUGACUCGUUUCUCUCAACUUUUCAAAAACAGCAUGACUUACAAGGAAAUGACAAACUUUCAGGUAAAAUAAUGUUUCAAUUUAUACGAAAACUCGGGAUUAAUAUCAACUUUUCUGAAUAACCCCCUUAUUAACAGUUCCCCUUUUCUAACGUUCGCCUUUUAGUAUUCCCCGUACCAUGUAAUAUAAUAUCCCUAUUUAUGAUAUUAUAUUUACCUUAGUUUUAUCCCUGAUUUACUAUUGUAUUAUUUUUCAUGUACUUACUCAACUGAUGCCCAACUGCAUGGAACUCCUUUGACUCAACCCUUAAAACUACCCUUACUAACAAUUGGUGUACUACUC